This is a messenger RNA of Chinchilla lanigera (long-tailed chinchilla), 3467 nucleotides long. It is a transcript of the gene Sprtn, whose product is annotated as SprT-like N-terminal domain. Gene Ontology annotation, biological process: DNA repair. Bases 543 to 1760 code for a protein of 405 amino acids. Gene Ontology annotation, molecular function: single-stranded DNA binding; polyubiquitin modification-dependent protein binding; metalloendopeptidase activity. Lineage: Eukaryota; Metazoa; Chordata; Mammalia; Rodentia; Chinchillidae. The transcript has 5 exons. The record is from RefSeq and is a predicted model, not a curated record. Gene Ontology annotation, cellular component: nucleus.
GGCCAGAACGCCGGCCGUUGGUGCCCCACCUCUUUUCCCCGGGGCUGCGAGAGGGAGGAACCCCAGGUGCCCUGAGGACCUGACCCCAGGACACCGCGCGAGGAGCGCGCUGGACUCGGCGUCCCCAAGAAUGAGUGGCUCUAAUCCCUAGGAUCCUGCGCCAAGAGUGCCAGGACCUAGAGUCGCUCGGGACGUGUAGACCUGCUCUUAGGGCCUGACCCCGAGGGUGCGAGGACAGGAUUCCUCAGGGCCUGUGGACCUGAUUCCUGGGACCCUGCCCAAGGGGACCAGGCCCCAGGGACCUCCGAACUAUGGACCUUACUCCUAGAACCCUACCUGGAGAGUGCCAGAAUUGAGGUUCCCUAGAACCAGUGGACCUGACUCUUAGGACCUGGUCCCGAGAGUGCCAGGACCCGAAGUCCCUCAAGACGUGUGCACCUGAGCCUUAGGACCCAGCCCCAAGAGUGUGCUGGACUGAGGGACCCUCAGCGAGGAUGCCCUAAGAGUGUGCUGGGAUUUGCUGCUAUGAAGGCAGUGGGGGAAUGUGUUCCAUCCGUGUCAGUGAACCCCUUUUAAAGUUCAGACCAAGAAAAGAUCUUGUAGAGACUCUCUUGCAUGAAAUGAUACAUGCCUAUUUAUUUAUCACUAAUAAUGAUAAAGACCGGGAAGGACAUGGUCCAGAGUUUUGUAAACAUAUGCAUCGCAUCAACUGCCUGACUGGAGCCAAUAUUACGGUGUACCACACGUUUCACGAUGAGGUGGAGGAGUACCGCCGACACUGGUGGCGCUGCAACGGGCCGUGUCAGUAUAGACAGCCAUAUUACGGCUAUGUGAAACGUGCCACCAACAGGGCACCCUCUGCACAUGACUACUGGUGGGCUGAGCACCAGAAAACCUGUGGCGGCACUUACAUAAAAAUCAAGGAGCCAGAAAAUUACUCAAAGAAAGGAAAAGGAAAGACAAAACCACAGAAGCAGCCCGUGCCAACAGUGGAGAGUAAAGUCUUACUUGCUUCUUUUGCAGAUAACCCCAGUAAAGGAGAGCCUCAGCCACUAAUCCCUUUCAGUGGGAAAGGGUAUGUUCUAGGAGAGGUGAGGAGUCCACCUUCAUCUGGGAAAUCGAUUGCCUCACAUGCCAUCAGUGAAUCCCAAGAUCUUUUUAGUCAGGACCAUUCAGCAGAUGCUGUAAGACCUGAUUCUAGCCCUGAAGCGAAAUUCAAACAGAAUGGUUCAAGUAAAAAAUCUCAUCUAUUUCCUCCUGUGCACCAAAGUGUCCUAAGCAGCUACUUUCCCAGAGUCUCAGUUGCCAACCAAAAGGCUUUCAGAAGUGUAAGCGGAUCCCUAUCAAAAAAUAGGACUGUCGGUGACAUCACUAAACACUCAGUCUCUUCUAGUUCUCAGAGGAGGGUUCCAUCUUCUAAGACUCCGUUGAGAAAUCCCUCCAAAGUGAUGGCCUCGGUAUCUGUAACUGCAUCCCAGUAUGGGAAUGGGUCCAAAGACAAGUUCCCAGGCAAACGACCCAGGCUAGAAGAUAAGACCACUUCUGACACCUUUUUUGUGAAGAAAGAACAACUACAAAGUGAUGGCAGUGAGUCAGAUAGCACUUCACACGCCGCGGCUACAGCUCCGAGUUCCAGCAGCUUCUGCAUUCAGAGCCAGCUGGUCAGCUGUCCAGUGUGUCAGGGUGAAGUUGUGGAGUCACAGAUUAAUGAGCACCUGGACCAGUGCCUGGAAGGUAGUGCUGUCGGUGUCAACAGCUGAAGUCUGAAAAACAAACGAAUCUCAUCUGGUGCCUGUAUUUUCUCACAAGUAAAUCAAAUAAAUGGCCAACUGGUAGAGAGGUUCUGGUUGACACUACGCUGAACGUCAGGAUGUAGUUCACACAGCCAGCACGGGACAUUCUAUUUUAUUUAUACAUAUGUGAGAUUGUAGUUAACAGUACUUUACAUCUCCAGCUGGAUAUGGUGGCACCCCUGAGGUCCCAGCUGCCAGGGGGCUGACAUGAGAGGAUUGCUUAAGCUCUUGAGUUUGACAUCAGCCUGAACAACAUAAGCCCCAUUUAAAAAAAAUGUUUUUUACAGCUCAGGGUGCUGCAUUCACUCUUGCCUUACUUGCACUGUAAGCCAGGGUUUAUUCUGCAUGGGUAAUUCUGUUUAUAGAACUUUUAUCAGGAGUAUCACAUUCCCUGGACAGAUGUUCAUCUUCACAUUGUCAGACUUACCAAAAACAAUUUGGAGUGCAAAAUGGAGCAGUUGUUUUAUUCAAGGUUUUUGUUUUUCCAGUUUUUUUCCCAAAAAGCUUAGGAAAUAAAUUCUCUAUAUUUCAAAGAAUUUUCUCUGUUCUACCUUUACUAGAGGUGGCAGCAAAUUUUAGGUUAAAGUAGAUAAGGAAUAUAGUAAAGUAAAUGUCUUUUGGAGUAUUACUAAUGACAAAUAGCUAUUAUAAUUUUGUAGGCCACAUUCUGUAUUUUAUUUAGUUUUCUCUGUUCCGCAAACUGAGUGGUUAAAGCUCAGUGUUGGCAAGUGACUGGUAUGUGUAACAACAAAAUUGCCUAUUUCAUAGGGUUUGAAAAUAUCUGCCAAACAGUAUUUCAAGCCUUCAGCCAAAAUUGAGACCAUUAUAAUAAAGGAAUACCAUUUGUGCCCGUAAGAAUUUACUCUUUGCAAAUGCAGAUGUUCUUUUCUGUAUGCCAGCAGAGGGACAAGGUAUGUGUAUCCAUUUACUUCUUGUCCCAUAGCUGUCCUAUGCACCAGAGCCUUAGCUGUUCAGUUUUCGUUUUUGUUGUUGGGAUACAAGUUAUACACGGUGAGGUGCACAAGUCUUGAGUGUAGGUCAGAGUAAGCUUGCAUAACAUUUACUGUAUAACUUAAAAAGUAAAACUUCUCCUGCUCCGGGAGACUUCCUGUGGUUGCUUUUUUUCUGGCCAGUGUCCACCACACUCACCACCCCCAAGGCCACCUCUCUUUUCAUCUGUUACCAAAAAUUAGUUUUAGCGUAUUUUUCAAACUUCAUAAAGUUUCUUUGUUGCUGUAUGUGUUCACUUUCAUUGCUCUGUAGUGUUUGUGUAAAUAUAGAAUGUUUUCAUCCAUUGUAAUAUUAAUGAACAUUUAAAUUGUUUUCAGUUUGGAGCUUUUAGGAAGAAAACUAGAACAUCCCUUAAGGUCCUUCAGUUGGGUGUGUACUCAGGGUCGGCUUGCUGGCUCACAGGGCGUAUCUGUGUAGCUUUAGUAAACACUGCUGGUUUACAGUCCUCCUAGCUGUGUGUGAGCAUUUCCAGUAGUUCAGCAUCCUUAACAUUGUUUUUAGCCUGUGUGGUUGGAUUUUAGAAGUUUUGAUAUUUCUUAAAACAUACAGUUAAAGAAAUGUAUGUUUAUAAAUGGCUAUUAAAAUACAUGUAUUUUUGAAUAUAUACUGUUAAUGUUUAUCAGUUUAACAAGUGCAAUAAAGUGCAUUUUUAGUAAAACUACA